CCCCCUCCAUGAUGCACGUGGUCACCCCCAGAGUCUGGAACAGCCCACUGGGUCCUGGGCACCCAGUAUACGAAAGAGGAGGAAGAAGGAACUGUUUUUACUGACACUACCUUCACCUGGACACCCCUGUGGGCGAGGCCUCACGACCUCAGACAGAAUAAAAGGAGCAACGGGGUGAGACACAGCAUCACUGACACCUGAUCUCUGAAAGCAUCUAAAAUCUUCGCAGCCUUGACACACAGAGAUGCAUCUCUCUGUUCUCUUUGUGCUGGGCGUCUCCCUGGUGCACAUUCACUCCAAACCAGCAGGACAAUAUUUCAGCAGUAGUCUGGUUCAGCAGUGUUUUGAGGAUGCAAAGACAUUGGUGGAUAAUGCAUACAAGUACUCCAGAGAAGAGAGUCUGAGACGAGUCCGCAAGGAAAUUGUGCGUCCCCACGAUGCCCUCCGCCUCCUCAAGCAGCCUCGCGCUGGCACUCGAAUGGCUGUGAGAUCUGCAGACUACAUGGCACAGACCCUCCGUCUGCUGCACGAGAGGUCGCCACACAUUCAUAAACGCUCCCUCAACGCAACAGAUUUGCUCACAGAAGAAGACCUGACGAAGCUUUCUGAAAUAACCGGAUGUGCAGCUCGGGUCACUUUUCCAGAGUGUCGCACCACACCAAACAUUAACAAAUAUCGCACAGCCACCAGCGUCUGCAACAACGUGAAAAACCCUCGCUGGGGAGCUUCCAACACCCCCUUCAACCGCUGGCUUCCUGCUGAAUAUGAUGAUGGCAUCUCCGAACCGAAGGCCUGGAACCCAAACAGAACCUUCAACAACUUCAUGCUCCCACUGGUGCGACAGGUGUCAAAUAACAUCCUAGCCACAACAGAUGCCGGUGUGGUCAGUGAUGGAGAAUUCUCUCACAUGGUGACCUUGUUUGGGCAGUGGAACGACCACGAUGUCACCUUCACACCAUUCUCCCCAAGCAUCGUCUCCUUCAGCAACGGGAUCGACUGUGAAGAAAGCUGCGAGAAAACUGAGCCAUGCAUCCCCAUCCCGAUCCCUCCUGGUGACCCCCGCCUGCCCACCGGUCCAGAAAGCUGUUUCCCUUCCUUCCGAUCCGCCCCAGUUUGUGGAACAGGAUUCUCGGCAUACAACUUUGGUGGAGAACCUGAAAAGAGGGAGCAGAUCAACGCUCUGACAGCCUUCCUGGAUCUCGGCCAGGUGUACGGCUCUGAGGAGAGUCUCGCCUUGAAUCUUCGCAACCUGAGCAGUGAUGAUGGCCUGCUGCGCGUGAACACAGAGUUCAGAGAUAAUGGGCGUGAGCUGCUGCCAUUCCACUCGAUGGAAAUGAACAUGUGCGCCACUCGCAAAAGAGUCACCAAUGACUCCAACGCCAGAGAGGUGCCCUGUUUUAUUGCAGGUGACGUCCGUGUUGAUGAGAACAUUGCUCUGACUUCCCUUCACACACUGUUCAUGCGAGAGCAUAACCGCCUGGCUCGUCAGCUGAAGAGAUUAAACCCACACUGGGACAGCGAGACCCUCUACCAAGAGGCCCGCAAGAUCAUGGGUGCCUACACACAGGUGUUUGUGUUCAGGGACUACCUGCCUCACAUUGUAGGUGGCCAAGCAAUGCGCACUCUGCUGGGUCGCUACCCCGGCUACGAUCCCAAUGUUGACCCCAGCAUUGCCAACGUCUUUGCAACAGCAGCUUACCGCUUUGCCCACCUGGCCAUCCAGCCACUUCUGUCUCGUCUUGAUGCAAAUUACAGGGAGCACCCUCAGUUCCCCAGCGUCCCCCUGUUUGAAGCCUUCUUCACCCCCUGGAGAGUUAUCUUUGAGGGUGGUAUUGACCCCCUGCUCCGUGGUUUGGUUGGCCGCCCUGCUAAACUGAACACUCAGGAUCACAUGAUGGUGGACGCCCUAAGAGAAAGGUUGUUCCAGUUUGUGCAGCAUCUGGCUCUGGACCUGGGCUCUCUCAACAUGGAAAGAGGACGUGACCAUGGCCUGCCUGGCUACAAUGCGUGGCGCCGAUUCUGUGGCCUGUCUGCACCCAGAAACCAGGCGCAGCUUGCUCAGGUCCUGAACAACACUGACCUGGCCAGAAGGCUGCUGCAGCUCUAUGGUACACCUGAAAACAUUGAUAUCUGGCUGGGUGGAGUGGCAGAGCCGUUUGUGGAGGGUGGCCGUGUUGGACCUCUGUUUGCCUGCCUCAUUGCACAACAGUUCAAGAGGAUCCGCCAAGGUGACAGACUUUGGUACGAGAAUCCCGGCGUUUUCACCGCACGUCAGAGAUCAGCUCUGUCCAGGGCUUCAUUAUCAAGGAUUAUUUGUGACAACACUGGAAUCACAUCCAUUACCCAGGACCCGUUCAGUGUGAUUACACGCAGGAACCGACUUGUUAGCUGUUCCAACAUUACGAGACUGGACCUGUCGGCCUGGAGGGAGAGGUGUUCAGACUCGGGUGGUAGCUGUAAUGAAGUCAGUGCAACAAAGACUGUGAUGGACUCGGAAUCCGCGGACCAAGAGGACCAAGAGGUCCUCCAGGCCCUCGAGGACAACGAGGUCCAGUAGGACCCCCAGGGCCCAGAGGUCCCCCUGGACCAACAUCACUCAACCUUAAUGCUUCACAGCCAAAAUCUGCCUUCUCUGUUCUCCUGGGCAAGUACAUCUCCACCUCAGACAGAAUCAUCCAUUUCCAUCA
This is a messenger RNA of Cheilinus undulatus (humphead wrasse), 2687 nucleotides long. RefSeq names its product eosinophil peroxidase-like. The transcript has 17 exons. Gene Ontology annotation, biological process: response to oxidative stress. Lineage: Eukaryota; Metazoa; Chordata; Actinopteri; Labriformes; Labridae. Gene Ontology annotation, molecular function: peroxidase activity; heme binding. The coding region runs from base 245 to 2557 and encodes 770 amino acids. The record is from RefSeq and is a predicted model, not a curated record.